Cherax quadricarinatus is the source of this 1814-nucleotide messenger RNA. RefSeq lists its product as uncharacterized. Lineage: Eukaryota; Metazoa; Arthropoda; Malacostraca; Decapoda; Parastacidae. The record is from RefSeq and is a predicted model, not a curated record.
CUCACAAGGAAAUCCAACAAAUUCGCGGAAAGAAGAAGAAUUUCUUCUUAAAGGAGGCGAGGCGGGUGGUGAGCCAGGUGUCAGGGGUGCCAGGCAAGGACUGGCUGGCCGCCAUAGCUAAAUAUGCCGCCGAGAAUGGUUGUUGCUGGCCCACUACAUAGCUGUUAAACCCUCCUUGAUCUGGUACAUACUUGGCAGGGGUAGUGGGUAUUGAACCAUGGAUGUUGGGACACUGUUCUCUUACUGUGCCCAUGGUGCCCCUGCUCUUCACUGUAUCUCUUUGACACUACCAAAUUUCUUGCUCGAGUAUGUUAUGGUAAUGUGCCGAUCUGGUGCUAGGCCCUCCGGUAUUUUCCAGAGCUGCAUUUACAAAUUUUUCCCGAGAGAAAUAUUCUUCAUAGAAAAAUCAUGGAAGAACAUGAAUCACAGCUUGGGUCAUUUUUCAAAGGCUUGGUUGAGAAGUAUUUAGAGCUGUACACAAGUGAAUUAGGGAUGAGUGCAACUUUGUUGUUCAACUUUGUUGGCUAUGUCGGAAAAACACUCUGUGGGGAAACCAAGUUGUCAGAUAUAUGGCUGCCAAUGAUUGCUGGAGAAGAUAAGGAAGCAGCUAGGCACGUUGGAAAUAUGUAUGGUUUAGCCCUCAUGUACCAGGUGGAAAAGCUUAUUGAGAAAGAAAAGCAGUCAGUGGCUGGGAAGGAUGAGGCAUUUUGUCAGACUGUUAGACUUGAUGACUACACAAGCGUGUCAUUAACACCAAGGAACACAGUCACUUCAGCUAGAGAAAGGAAGCACCAUGGGCUGAAACUGCAGCCAUCUUUGGCUACAGAAGUUGAUAAAGCUGAUCCAUUACCUGCAAUCACUUCAUCUCUCAGUGGUAAAUCACGAAGAACCUGCAAGAGGCGCUGCGUCUCUGAAAAACAUAGAAACUUUUCCAUCGACACGCCCAUUGUUUCCCUCGAGUGUGUCACUUCUGCAGAAUCGGUCAUUCUGACUCCAUCUGAUGCUUCAUCAGAUUCCCUCACUAAUAUUUCACCUAGAGUUUCUCUCUCUGUUUGUACCUCACUAGCUGUUUCAUCUACUAAUUCUGCUUCACCAGUUAAUCCUGCAGUAUCCAUCUCUACUAGUAUAGGACAAUUUACCUCUGAUCCAGCAGAUUCACUCGCAACACCUUGUAAUACUUCCACAGUGUCUAGUACAUCCUCAGAACACCAUUCUUCACCCUGUAUCUCCACAACACCUGCACCAAAAUGCACAAAUUUGGUAUCCACAUCUGUCACACGCAUUAAGACUCGAUCGGCCACAAAACGAAUUUCAAGCACAGUACAGAGAGCCUCCAGGAGACUCGGCCCUUCAGUUGAUCGCACACCCUCCAGGCUCCCCACCUCUAGAACAGCAACUCUGCCAAAAGAUGCCACACGUGGGAAAUGCAGCACAUCCACAAAGAGAAUUCGACCCAAAAAUGCGUUGCCUGUAAAACGCAAGACUUUUGUGCCAAGUAACAAGCCUGUUAAAGGCACCUCAUCUGCUCAACGUAAGACUUCCAUCAAGCGCAAAUCCUUGACAACAGCUGAUAAUUCAACUAGAUCAGGGAGGAUUCCAAAAAAGAAAACGGUGCUCGAUUUAUAAGCCUGAGCUAAGGCACCUAAGAGUUUAACCGUGUUUAUUUUUAUAGAAAUUGUGUAAAUUUUUUUUUUAGUUCAGAACUUUUUAAAGUUAUGUUUAUUUUGACUGAAUACCUGCAUGAUGUUUCUCAUAAGAAUGUAAGAGGUUGGCUAAAUUGAUUUUAUUAAAUAGUUUGAAAGACAUGAAUGUGA